Carica papaya (papaya) is the source of this 1516-nucleotide messenger RNA. RefSeq names its product NAC domain-containing protein 2-like. Lineage: Eukaryota; Viridiplantae; Streptophyta; Magnoliopsida; Brassicales; Caricaceae. Gene Ontology annotation, biological process: regulation of DNA-templated transcription. The record is from RefSeq and is a predicted model, not a curated record. Gene Ontology annotation, molecular function: DNA binding.
CAUUCAGCUUCAUUGAUAAUUCGUCAACAAGAACCAGAAGCAAACCCUACCUACUCUCACCACCACCACCACCACCACACAGAGAAAGAAGAGAUUUUGCAGAAGAGAAAUGAAGGGAGGAGAGAUUGAGUUACCUCCAGGUUUCAGAUUUCACCCCACUGAUGAUGAAUUGGUCAAUCACUACCUUUGCAGGAAAUGUGCAAACCAGCCUCUCGCAGUACCUAUCAUUGCCGAAAUCGAUCUCUACAAGUUCGAUCCCUGGCAACUUCCAGGGGUUGCGCUGUACGGAGAAAAGGAGUGGUACUUCUUCUCGCCAAGAGACCGGAAAUAUCCGAACGGGAGUAGGCCGAACCGGGCGGCUGGAACCGGUUACUGGAAAGCAACAGGGGCGGAUAAACCGAUUGGGAAACCCAACACAUUGGGCAUCAAGAAGGCACUCGUCUUCUACGCGGGAAAGGCACCAAGAGGCAUCAAAACCAAUUGGAUCAUGCACGAGUAUCGCCUCGCUAAUGUUGAUAGAUCUGCUGGCAAAAGAAACAACUUGAGGCUUGAUGAUUGGGUAUUGUGUAGAAUAUACAACAAGAAAGGAAGAAUAGAGAAGCACGAUUCUUUAAGCUACCCAGAAGCGGUUGAGCAGAAGCCAAACAUUCUGGGUUCAGUCCACAACAUGGUCCGUCCAGUAGACCACAUGGAAGCCUCUGAUUCCAUACCCAGGUUGCACACUGAGUCCAGCAGCUCGGACCAGGUGGUGUCUCCAGAGAUGAGAUGUGAGAGAGAGGUUCAGAGCCAUCCCAAAUGGGAAGACUUGGGUUCAUUGGAUUUUCAAUUCAAUUACUUGGAUGGGUUUCAAGAUGACCCUUUUGGGAGUCAGGUCAACUUCCCUGUUGAUCAAAUAUCCCCAUUUCAGGACAUGUUCAUGCUCCUACACAAGCCAUUUUAAAGCUCAUUGCCCUUACUCACACGCCCCUAAAACAUUAAUAUAUAUAUAUAUAUAUAAAAAAAAAACAUUUGGGUAGCUAGCCCAUCACAUUCUUAUAUAUCUGAAGUAUAUAGACAUAUUGUAGAAUCCAUAGGAGAUUCAAUGGUCGGUGGGGAAGAAGAAAGAUUGUGUAUCAGAUGCGGACUGGUGUAUGAUAACAUGGCUGCAGUUUGACUAUAAUUGGUCGACCUGAGCCGCUGGCGAAAUCCGACGGUAGAUGAUGAUGUUAAUAUGUGAUGUAAUGUUAGACUAGGGAAUUCUUUAGUGGAAGAAAAUUUUUUCAUUUAUACCACAAAAAGCAUAAUGCAAAAAGCAAAAGCUGAAGCUGGAAUUCUCAGUCAAACUUUUUGUUUUUCUUUUCUGUAAAUUGUGAUGUGGAUGGGGGGAUUAACAUGGACAGAGGUCAACGUCUGAUUUAGAUAGGAUCACAGCAUUAGAUGAGGACUUUUUGUUAGUUCUCAAAGCGAAUUAAUUAUGUAUGUCAAAUGUAAAUUCUCUUAAUUGUAUGUAGCAUUUGAGCAACACAUUACAGUGGAA